Messenger RNA from Ruditapes philippinarum (Manila clam), 4244 nucleotides. RefSeq lists its product as uncharacterized. NCBI's taxonomy places the organism in Eukaryota, Metazoa, Mollusca, Bivalvia, Venerida, Veneridae. Bases 3026 to 3634 code for a protein of 202 amino acids. The transcript has 3 exons. The record is from RefSeq and is a predicted model, not a curated record. Gene Ontology annotation, molecular function: RNA-DNA hybrid ribonuclease activity; nucleic acid binding.
GUGUACAGUUUGCAGGCUGUAUAAAAAGUUAUGGAGCAGACGACAACUUUGGCGUGACGUAUGACUUUGCAGAUCAAAUUGCCGUAUCUACAUGUACGGCUCUUCUGUCAAUGGAAAGUCAUGUUUAUGCAGUCAGACGAAAUUGCUCGAAACUUGCAGCAUCGUGCGAAGAUACAUGCAAGCUCGUCGGGAAAAAGUGUUUCAAUGCAUUGCAUGUAUAUCGAGGCGCACCCGUUUUGCCAAGGGACACGAAUGGGGCACUAGGACUUUACAUGUACAAAUACAACUUCUGUUCCGGGAACUUUUGUGGACCAAAUUUUUGCUGCUGUCAAAAUUAAUUUGAACCCUAGAUGAAAUAAAGUUUCAUUUUAAAAGGAAAGGCUUGCUUAGUUGUGCCAUCAUCCCAACCCUUUAAUUUAUUUCUUUUGUUUCAAUUUAUUAUCACAAUUUUUUUGAAUUACGGUAUUUGUAUAUCAUAUAUAUAAAGGGUUUAUUUAGUUUUUUUGUAAAAACUAAUAUUUUUUGUCAAAAACGAUUUGAAAUCUAUUCUCUAUUGUAUAAAACUAAUAAAGAAAAUAAUCAAUCGUAAAAACACUAACAUUGGCUCUCCCACAUGGAGAUAUAUCUAUCAUACUGAAGGGAAACAAGUUGCACAUUUCAUUGCAGAGAGAGUCAUUAGUUUUGGCAGUUGCUCAUUUCAUUUAUAUAGCAGCUUCAUAGACAAGUAAAUGCACUAAAAGACUUCGUUACGUGGUACCAAUUAAUAAGCAUGUAUCAACUAUAUGUUACACCUAAAAUAUCUAUGAUCACUAUCUGUAGAUCAGCACGUGGUAAGGUUAAUGAUAUGCAUGGGCUAUUUUUAGAUUACCUCACCAAGACGUUUAAACUCUACGUUAGAAUUGCGUUUAAAUAAAAGACUCAGUAGAUCUAAAUAUAACUCGAUCAUGCACUAAUAUUCUGUGUGAUUGACCGCCCUUUGGAGACGGAAUACUACUACAGUAACCAUUCUCUAUUGUAUAAAACUAAUAAAGACAAAAACCAAUUAUAAAAGAAACUAACUUUUGCGUCUUGAAAAAGAAUUGAAACGGAACAAUUUCGUUUAUAAUUUAUUUCUUCCUUCUACCGAUAAAUCAAGUAAAAAUAGAAAUCCUAUUUAUAUAAACAAACUGGGAUUACCGAAGUAACUAAAAUAGCUUAGAUUUCCGUAAUAUUACUUUGUCUGAUUCCGCAGUAUGACGGAAUCGCCCGAAUUCUCACGAUUGCAAUCGGAACUGCCUCGGCUAUUAUUAUUAAUCCGAAGAGUGACGGAAAGGGCCGAAAAGUUGCGAUUGACACAAUGAUAGAUUGGUUUCCCGUUCAAUCAUGCACUAACAAAUGUAAGCAGGAAACCACCUGACCGGAACAACUUUUCCAAAACAAAUGGCUUGCAGCCGUGGCUGCAAGCCAAAAAGACUUAAUAAUUUAUCAUAACGGUAUAUAUAGAACAUUAUAGAAUUGUUAAUGUUGUUCAAUAAUAUAUUGUUCCCAGAAUGCUUAGUGUUAAAUUACAAUAAUUUGGACACCGCUAUUGCAAAAUGCUGUAGAAAACUUUAGUUGCUUGCACGAUACACAAGUUCCUUAACUGUUAUAUAUUAUAUAACUGUCCAAUUGACAUUACGCCAGAGAAGAGAUUGCUCCGCCCACUGAUUCACGUGACCCGGUCAUUCAGCACCUUAGACAAAACAUGGUACCGACGUUUACAGGAAACUAUUAUGACACUAAAGUUACUAAUGAAUUUUCCUUAUAUAAAAGGAAUAUAUAAAUUUUAAUGCUUUUCUUGGAUACUUCAAUGUAUUAUUGUAUUUAUAGAAGUAACAAACAACUGCAUUCAUGCAUUAAUUAUGAAUAAAACGUUUGGCAAAGAUCUUGUUAUAUUUCUCGUUGAUAUCAAGGAAGAUGUUUCUGACAAAAUAUCAUUUUAGUUGAUAGUUAAAAUUGAAGUAGCGGAACAUAUAAAUCGUAAAAUUAUAUCAAUAACACAAUAACAUUUACAGAUGUUUAUAGGGUUUUAUGUGCGAAAUCACUUACAUAUAAUGCAUUUGUGCAUAAAUUGUUAAAAUUGAAUGAGAAAAUUGCCCUUACGUAAGUUUGUAGUAUGAUAUAUGAUUACAAUGUAUAUGUAUAUUUGUACAUUAGAUAAUUUAUGUUUCGUGAUAAAACGCAAUAUUAUUCACUUUAAAAUAAGUUGCGCAUACACCAGACGGUGAGAUAAAAAUCGUGAUCAGGUAUGAUGUUAUUGAAGCAGAUGUUUCUAAAUAUUUAAUCUUAAAUCAUUGAGCUUUCAUAGAAAUAUUUAGAUAGGAUAAUUUCACAUAAAAUAUUCGUUGCAUAUUCUCUCAUUUUAUUUGCAAGUACUUUUUUCUACUGCAGCAUUUUAUUGACACUAUGUUAAGAACGAACAAAAAUGUCAUAUCAUCUGGAUAUUCUGCGACUUUAUAAUAUAUUUUAUGAACAGCCACGCGAGGAAUAACAAACUAUCAAAUUGUGUUUAAUGGCCAUACCGUACUAUAAGGCAUGGCCUCUAUUUAUUGUUUUAACCAACAAUACUUAAACAUGUGCAAAGAAUAGUACAUACAUCAAUAUUAUGCAAAUCAAUACAAUAUAGAAAAUACACAUGUAGGAAUAAUAAUUAAUCGAAUUCUACUAUAAUAGUAAGAAAUGUGAGGGUUUCGUAAGAAAAACGCAUUAUAUUAUGUGUGACUAUUAUGAAUAGACAUAAUUGUAAUAAAGGAAGGAAUACGAGUAGAGUAUUUGUUUAAACUUCUUCCUUGUUUAAUGCAUUGUGGUAAAGCCAGGCUUCAUAACCUCCGACGCAGACUAUCCUUCGGACACAUGGACCCAUGUAUACACAGAUGGGUCAGCCACUAGAGCCGUAAAGGAUGGAGGCGGUGGUAUUCACAUAACGUACCCGUCAGGCCAGAAAACAGCCCAUUACAUCGCCACUGGGAAGCACUGCAGCAAUUACAGAGCAGAGACUGAGGCACUCAUGAAGGCAGUUUUUUUGAUAGAAAACUCGCCAGAAGAGAUCACCUCUGUAGUCUUCCUCACAGAUGCAAGAUCAGUUCUGGAGGCCCUACAAAAGAACAAUGUUCCUGAACUAGCGCAAGCCGUGAACAAGCUUGGGUCGUCCUGUAAUGUUGCACUUCAGUGGAUACCAUCUCACUGUGGAGUGCCCGGAAAUGAGGAGGCUGACAAGCUGGCUAGGUUAGGAGCCCAGUUGGAGCAACCAGAUAACCAGGUGACAUACAAGGAGAAAGCCACCAUCAUCAAGGCUCUCACCAAGACAAGACAGGAAGCGGAUGCCUACCACAUGCUAAACCGACCAGAACAAGUGGUGAUGGUCAGGCUUCGCUCGGGACACAACAGACUGAAUGCACACAUGUGCAGGAAGUACAAACUGGUGCCGUCCCCCAUAUGUCCCUGUGGAGAAGAGGACCAGACUACAGAGCAUAUCCUCCAAAGAUGCAAAAGACACGACCAGGAGCGAGGAGCAACGUGGUCCCGAGGUGCAACACUCCAGCAGAAGCUGUACGGAGACGUUGAGGACCUGCGGCGGACCACAACCUUCAUCGCGGAUACUGGCGUGAUCGUGUAGAGCGAACGCCAGUAAGUAAGUAUAACCUCUGAUCCCCAUUCAAAAUUCCUUUUUAUUUAGUUCCGCCCAUUGUUUUCCGUUAAGGGCAAACGCAUUUUUUUUAUUUGGGGACCAUAUGCCGCUUUUCAUGGAAUGGCACUAUAACGUGUCGCAUUAAAGGUUCCACGAAAACCGCCAUAUGAACACGUCUGCGGAUGUUUAAAAAUUCCAAAUUUUAUCAGAUCAUGUUAGAUGUUGAAUACUGCUUAAGCCGGUGCUAUGGGGCGUGGACGGUUAUACUCGCACAUUCCAUUACCGUCCAUGAACAGACUCAAUCAAACCGAGCCUGCAACAUUUUCAAUUUUGUCGUUUUGUACGUUCUUUAGGAAUUCUUUAUUUCUCUCUAUUUUAACUUUCGUCAGAGAUGUAUAGAUAACAUCUAGAUAAUAUAUGUUAUGUCUCUGCUUUUGUACCUGCUAUAUAACUUAUUAUCUUCAGAUAUACAAAGUUACUUAUUUAUAAUAGCUUUAAAUUGACAAAAAAAAUCAAAAUAAUUUCAAUAUAAAUACUGCUGCACCAUUGUCUUAUACAAAUAUAGCUUGUCUAACGAAAAUGGCGGAUUUUGCAGACA